CAAAGGAACAGGAAGAUCAACUUGUCUCAUACGUGUUAGAAAUGGAGACGAAACUUUUUGGUUUGUCUAUAACAGAAUUGCGAAAAAUUGCUUAUCAACUUGCACAAAUGAAUCAAGUCCCCCAUAAUUUUAAUAAUAAUACUCACGAAGCCGGGAAGGACUGGGUUAGGGGGUUUUUGAAGCGGCACCCUCAACUUUCUAUUCGUUCGCCAGAACCAACGUCAGCGGCCAGAGCCAUGGAUUUCAAUAGAACCUCAGUACAAAAGUUCUUUGAAUGUCUAAUUAACGUGUACGACCGCUACAAAUUUCCUGCUGGAAGAAUUUUUAAUUGUGACGAAACGGGGCUAACAACGGUUGGAAAAAAGAGCCACUCAAAAAUUAUUGCAAAACGAGGACGAAGGCAAGUUGGGGCAAUAUCUUCUGCUGAGCGUGGCCAGCUCAUAACAGCUGAGCUUUGCUUUUCUGCUGCUGGCAAUUACGUUCCUCCACUUUUGAUCUUCCCAAGACAACGAAUGAAGCCGGAACUUCUGGACGGUGCACCACCGGGGACAAUUGCCGCAUGUCACUCCAGUGGGUGGAUGCAAAGCGAAAUUUUUGUGCAAUGGCUAAGACAUUUCAUUAAUCACACUAAACCGACGGAAAACGAUCCAGUACUUUUGCUCCUUGAUGGCCACGCAAGCCAUACGAAAAAUCUGGAAGCAAUAAAGCUGGCCCGCGAGAGUCACGUAGUUCUUCUUUGUUUCCCACCCCAUUGCAGCCACCGCAUGCAGCCUUUAGAUGUGGGUUUCAUGGCUCCCUUAAGCGUCUACUAUGGCCAGGCAAUUAAAGUAUGGUUAAGAACAAAUCCAGGGCGCGUUGUCACUCAAUUUCAAAUAGCGAAAUUGUUUGGAACCGCCUUUACUAAAGCCGCUUCUAUGGAAACAGCUAUGCAUGCGUUUUCAAAACCCGGAAUUUGGCCCCUAAACCCAAAUGUGUUUACCGAUAUCGACUUCGCUCCGUCAGACGUUACUGAACGUCCUACAGAUGCAGAGAUUUCUGAAAUAGAGCAGCACAUUAUGAAUGAUCGUCAAACUCCACCACCACAGCAGCCUGCUGAUACCGAAAACAACACGUCCUUGCAUGGCAAUCUAGCAUCGUCAGAAGACGCUGCACUUCCAGGAUGUUCCAAUAGUUUCACGGUAGGGCCAGAAGUUGUUUGCCCUAUUCCAAAGGGAGUUAGAAAUAAAGCUACAAGGCAAAGAGGAAAAGCGGCAAUAUUGACAUCUACCCCAUAUAAAGACGACUUGGAAGAGCAAAUCAAUAAUUCUAGGACGAAGCAGGUCAAACGGAAACUUGUUCCAUCAGGGCCUUCAAAAAUAACAAAACAGAAAAAAAACGUCACUUCAACUGAUGACUCGAGCAGCGAAGAUGAUGACAACCCAGACUGUGCCAAAUGUAAGAGGUCAUACUCAAAAUCAAAAGCCAAUGAAGGGUGGGUGGAAUGUCGUCAGUGUCACAAAUGGUACCACGAGGCUUGCACUGGUGUCGGGGAUGAGGAUCUGGACACAUUUAUCUGCAAUAAAUGCAUUUAGAUCUGAUACAUUUUAAUUUUUGUAUACGGCGGU
This is a messenger RNA of Photinus pyralis (common eastern firefly), 1604 nucleotides long. RefSeq lists its product as uncharacterized. The coding region runs from base 42 to 1571 and encodes 509 amino acids. The transcript is spliced from 2 exons. Gene Ontology annotation, cellular component: nucleus. Gene Ontology annotation, molecular function: DNA binding. Lineage: Eukaryota; Metazoa; Arthropoda; Insecta; Coleoptera; Lampyridae. The record is from RefSeq and is a predicted model, not a curated record.